Messenger RNA from Arctia plantaginis, 2109 nucleotides. Lineage: Eukaryota; Metazoa; Arthropoda; Insecta; Lepidoptera; Erebidae. The record is from the annotation of a GenBank genome assembly.
AUGGUAGGUUUUCGUAAAUUUAGAUCCUGUUUAGAUAAUCUGACACGGUUGGUUUCCUACAUUCAAACUGGUUUUUCAAAAAAUUUAAUAACUGCUGCAUGCUUCGUCGACAUAGACAACGCAUACAAUAAUGUAGACUUGGCAUGUUUAAUCAAAGUAUUGGAUAGCUAUGGGGUUGGCUCUCGGAUUUGCUUGUACCUUUGGGCGUAUUUAAAAAAUAGACGAUUGCACGUUGACGUUGAUGGUGUCGAUAUAUCUAGAACCACCGGUCGUGGUUUAGCUCAGGGAGAUCCACUUUCCCCGCUACUAUUCAACAUAGCAACCUCAAACAUAUGUAAAAAGAUACAAAAUGUUGAAAUCUUGCAAUACGCGGAUGAUUUUGUUUUAUACAAAUCAGAUAAAAAGAUAGGUAAUGCAGCAGUACAAUUACAAAAUGCCUGCCUCGACCUGAGUUCAUUGCUAUCAAACUUAGGGCUUGUGAUCUCACCGACUAAAAGUAAAAUCUGCAUAUUUAGGAAAGGUUAUUCCAGAGAUACUAUUGAAUUCCAAAUUGAUAACUUCUCUCUUGCUACUGUCAACCAGGUGAAAUAUCUUGGUAUGUGGUUGGAUGGUUCAUUAAGAUGGAGAAAACAUAUUAAUGAGACUGUCUUAAAGGUAUCCAAGUUAGUAAAUAUAUUAAAGGUACUAGUCGGACGGGGAUGGGGUCUUCAUCAAAAACAUGUAAGACGUUUAUAUAUAUCUCUCAUCCGAAGUAGAUUGGACUAUGGUAGUUUCUUAUAUGACAAUAGUUGUAAAACGUACUUAUAUAAACUCGACAAAGUCCAGAACCAAGCGUUGCGGGUUAUAGGAGGCUUUAUCCGGAGUACUCCAAUACACACAAUGGAGAGUGAAUUACACUUACCACCACUUCAAUAUCGUCGGCAAUACUUGGCUUGUAAAUUCGGGUUAAAAGCUAAAACGUUUAAUAAUAAUAAGACAAUUACCGGUGUGCAGGAACUAUCGGAGAGUACACAUUCUUCUUAUUGGACCAACAAACGACGUCCCUUACUCACAUCUAUUUUCCAAUCCUUAGAUUCGAUGGUGCUACAUUCGUGUAACCAGUUAGAGAUGUAUUCAUUGCAAACAUGGGUCAGCAGUAUAGAUUUAUUGCGGGUGGUUUGUGAUUCCAUCCCAUCAGUCAAUAAAGGUAAACAUUUGUAUAAACCUUGUGACCUGCGAAACACUUGUGUCAAUUUUGUAGAUCAACGAUACGACAGAUAUCAUAAGAUUUAUACAGAUGGAUCCAAGGACGGACGAGUUGGUGGUGCUGCAUUUUUCGACCCAUUCAACGACUGCGGCAUCAAAAUUAGGAUUGAUUCCAAUAUUUCUAUAAUGCACAUUGAGUUAAUCGCUAUAGCAGAAGCCUUAUCAUACGUUCAAUCUAUUAAGUAUGAUAAAUUCGUGAUUCUGACUGAUUCUAAAAGCUCCUUGCAACAUUUGGCUCGAUGUACCUCGCACAUGCGAGGUAAUCCGAUAGCCUAUCAAAUAUUGGAGUCAAUCCUAAAUUUUCAAUCACUAAGUAGGAAAAUUGUUCUGCAAUGGAUUCCCUCACAUGUUGGUAUUGGGGAGAGUGAUAUUGUGGACCAAUUAGCAAAAGAGGCAUGUUGGAAUGGCAUUGCAUUAGAAGUAUUGCCUUUACAUACUGACUACACCAGAGUCGUAAAAGAGAAAUGUCAUAUGUGUUGGCAGGAAUAUUUUGAUGAGAGAUCGAGAGAGAAGGGUAUUUGGUACCGUACAAUACAGCCGCAAGUGCCUAAAUACCCAUGGAUCGAAAACGUGGAACUUAAUAGAAAAGCUUUGGUAACUGCCUUAAGGUUGAGAACAGGUCAUAUAGCUUCUAAGAAAUUCGCAUUUUUAAUGGGAAAAGUCUCAUCUCCCAACUGUGAGGACUGCUGUGUAACCGAUGAUAUAUUACACAUUAUUUUUGAAUGUGUAAGGAACAGAACUUACAGGGAACAUUUAGGGGUCUCGAGAGGUAUGAAUAUCGGCCUUUGUAAUAGUGUUCUGGCUAACCCUGUGUCGGUUGAAGCCCGGAAAUUAUAUAAAUUGGUAGAGAUGUGUCUAUGUUAG